Molecule: messenger RNA, 1362 nt
Organism: Aspergillus candidus
Lineage: Eukaryota; Fungi; Ascomycota; Eurotiomycetes; Eurotiales; Aspergillaceae
Product: 60S ribosomal protein uL5
Exons: 3
Coding region: 137-631 (164 amino acids)
Biological process (GO): translation
Cellular component (GO): cytosolic large ribosomal subunit; ribosome
Molecular function (GO): RNA binding; structural constituent of ribosome
Source: RefSeq, a predicted model, not a curated record
UGUUCUCCAGCAUCAUUAUCACCACCACCACUGUCAUUGCUCCUCGAUUUUGAGCCAGCAGAAAACUCUCGCCGUGGCUGUCAGGACUUUCUAACAGAUAAUGUAGUCGGAAGGAAAGGACAAGAGCGCCAACCCCAUGCGCGAGCUGCGCAUCCAGAAGCUCGUGCUCAACAUCAGUGUCGGCGAGUCUGGUGAUAGACUGACCCGUGCUGCGAAGGUGCUUGAGCAGCUGAGCGGUCAGACUCCGGUCUACAGCAAGGCCCGUUACACCGUCCGUACCUUCGGUAUCCGCCGUAACGAAAAGAUCGCCGUCCACGUCACCGUCCGUGGCCCCAAGGCUGAGGAGAUCCUCGAGCGUGGCCUGAAGGUCAAGGAGUACGAGCUCCGGAAGCGCAACUUCUCUGAGACCGGUAACUUCGGCUUCGGUAUCAGCGAGCACAUCGAUCUGGGUAUCAAGUACGACCCCGGCAUCGGUAUCUACGGCAUGGACUUCUACUGCUGCAUGACCCGCCCCGGUGAGCGUGUUGCCAAGCGCCGCCGCUGCAAGGCCCGUGUCGGCUUCCAGCACCGUAUCACCCAGACCGAGACCGUCAAGUGGUUCAAGAACCGCUUCGACGGCAUUGUCCGGUAAAUGUACCGUUCAAGUCUCGGGAGUCAACGGGGGGUAAAGGAAAAGGAAACGAACCUGGGUAGCGUUCUAAUGACGAUUCGAUGGACAAAAAAAUAAAAUUGAAGAUCGAAACCACCGACCGCAGGCGAUCUCUCCCUGCUGGGACAUGCUUUGCGUUAUGAUGUGCCAAUGCCUUGUGAUCCGUGGCAUGAGGAUAUUAGGCGUGUUAGAGAGAUCUACCAUAUCAAAUCAGCAAAUUUUUCUUGUUCCAACGGACGCAUCCACUUUUCACACAAUGCAGGCUUCACGAAGGGUGAUGAAUUCCGCUUAACCAUUGGUGAAAAGUCAGUCCCUCUUACGGGGGGGACUCUUCAAGUUUGAUGCGUUGCUGUUUCUGGCCUUGGGGCUUGUUUCUGUGUUCGCAUGGACAAGCUGUGUGUUUGCAUGGGAGGGUGUCUCUUCAACCUUGACCCCUCUCGCGUAGCUGGGGAAUUGUUUCCGGGAUCACUGGCCCAACCCAGUGGUACCGGACAGACCCUGUCUUUCAUGUAGAUUACCCGGGGUAUCCGUGUGGUCUCGUAGUGGAAUAUGUCCUGGAGCAUGUAGUCUGUUCCCCUUGGGAGACCGGAUUAACACCCAAUAUGAGCCCUAAUAUCGUAAGUACCUCAGUGGUACCAACGCCCAGCUCUCCGUUUCCCGUUCCCGGCUCCUACGUGUUGGCUGUACACAAGCCACUACUGCGAAGAUGUCGA